ACCGAUAACCAAAAGAAAAAGAAAAAUGGGUUCCCUUCCUCACAUAGUCGAAGACUGCAUGGGCGUUCUCCAACUCUACAGCGACGGCACCGUCUCCCGCUCUGACAACAUCCACUUCCCUUUUCCUAUCACACUCGACACCUCCGUCGUCUUCCGCGACGUCCUCUACGACGCCUCUCACGCCCUCCACCUCCGCCUCUACAAGCCGCCAUCAUCAUCAUCGUCGUCAUCAUCAUCCCCAACAACUAACAAAAAACUCCCUAUUCUCUUCUUCUUUCACGGCGGCGGCUUCUGCGUCGGCUCCCGAUCUUGGCCCAACUCACACAAUUGCUGCGUUCGGCUCGCCCUAGGGCUAGACGCUCUGGUAAUCGCACCGGACUACCGUCUGGCGCCGGAGCACCGGCUGCCUGCGGCGGUGGAGGACGGAGUAAAAGCCAUCGAGUGGGUGAGAAAGGCGGGGAAAUUAGAUGAGUGGAUUGAGGAGAGUGGGGAUUUGAAAAGGGUAUUUGUGAUGGGAGAUUCCUCGGGAGGGAACAUUGCUCAUCAUUUGGCCGUGAGAAUUGGAAUCGAGAAUGAGAAAUUUGGAGUUCGAGGUUUUGUUUUAAUGGCCCCGUUCUUCGGCGGAGUUCGGAGAACCAAAUCGGAGGAAGGACCGGCCGAACAACUUUUCGAUUUGGAAGCGCUUGACAGGUUUUGGAGGCUAUCAUUACCAAUAGGAGAAGAUAGAGACCAUCCAUUAGCAAACCCAUUUGGGGCAUCAAGCAUGAGUCUUGAAGAAGUGAAAUUAGAGCCAAUUUUGGUGAUAGUUGGUGGAGAUGAAAUGCUUAAGGAUAGAGCGGAAAACUAUGCAAAAACACUUUCACAAUUGGGAAAGAGAAUAGAGUAUGUGGAAUUUGAGGGGAAACAACAUGGCUUCUUCACUAAUUCUCAAGAUCCUCAAUUGGGUCAUCAAGUCAUUGCCAUUAUCAAAAAAUUUAUGCUUCAUAACUCUGUUUGAAUAAUGAAUUCCAAAAUAAUUUUCAAUCUCUCACACUUACAAUAAUAUAUUUUUAGGGGCUGUUUUUUUUUUCUUUUUCUUUUUGUUGCAAAGUUUGUUGUGUGUGUUUUAGGGUUUGGAGUUAAUUAGUUGUCUUGAGUUCUUUCUAAUUUUGUAUUUGUUUCAUUUAAGUUUGAGUUUACAACGUGUUUUAGAACUAUGUAAUUGAUAUUGUGAGGAGAUGAAAAUAUAAUAUAUACCAGUAUUCAACACGUA
This is a messenger RNA of Cucumis melo (muskmelon), 1252 nucleotides long. RefSeq names its product probable carboxylesterase 15. The record is from RefSeq and is a predicted model, not a curated record. NCBI's taxonomy places the organism in Eukaryota, Viridiplantae, Streptophyta, Magnoliopsida, Cucurbitales, Cucurbitaceae. The transcript has 2 exons. Gene Ontology annotation, molecular function: hydrolase activity. The coding region runs from base 26 to 997 and encodes 323 amino acids.